AGCAACACAAGGUGACAGGCUCGGAAGAACAAAGGCUGUGCUUUCAGCUUGAAUCUCUCCUCAGAUGACCAUUGUGUCCAUGCUCUACAAUGGUGAAGAGCAGAAAGAUGCCUGUGGGCCAUCAUGAGCAUUGUGACAAGUGCUACAGCGUCAACUGUCAAGUCGCGGUGCAGAUUUCUGUCUCAUGCAUGGUCAUCAAGUGUCGUAAAAACUGUGGCGCCAUCCUCCAUAUGUGCAAGCAAGAGGAGCACCAGCUUCUCUGCCCCAAUGAGACGGUCCCCUGCCUCAAUGUGGCCUAUGGCUGUCCUCUCACCAUGCUGCGCCACAGGCUGGCCAAACACCUGGAGGUCUGUCCUGCCAGCGUGGUCUGCUGCUCCCAGGACUGGAACCGCUGGCCUGUUUCAGAAACGGAUCUGACUUUCUACAGUAAUGUUUCAGAAAACCCUCAAAAUGAGGCAAACCUCGAUGUUGCUACGGCUCUCAGGGACCAAGAGCUGCUGUUUGGAUCCAUCAAAAUGAAGAGCGUUUUUCCUGAGCUGAUGGUGGAGGAUCCUGCCCUCCAGGAUAUUUCUGCCGGGGUCAACAGUCCUGCAGAGGGAGCAACCUGUUCUUUAGUUUGUGGAAAAUCUACAGAAAAUGGCUGCACAAGGACGGAGGAAAAAGAGCUGAGCCAAGAGGAGAGAGAUGCUUUGGCAAAGAGCAGGGAUGUAGAUAGUAUUCAGAACUACCACUCCUGGGAGAAGAUAUUCAACAAGGAGAUGAGCGGAUGCAAGCAAACUGUCAAAAACCUGGAUCAGAUGGAGGAAAAGGGAAUGGAAGGGGAAGAGCCAGAAUCAUCAAACUGUCAGAAGGAGACAAGAGACUCACAGCCGAGCCACGAGAGUGCUGCUGCUUCUUCGAGCAUGAAUGGUACAACUGGCCUUGCGCCAUGGCAAGACGGGGUCCUUGAGAGGUUAGGCAGGGAAGUCAACAUCGCUGAAUACAACAUGUAUCUGGUGCACAACGGGGCGAUGUUGAUUAACUUCGGCCAGCUUGCUGCUUGCACUCCGAGAGAAAAGGAUUUUGUUUACGGGAAUCUGGAGCCCAUCGAGGUCGAAACGGUCCGCACAUUCAACGUUCCUACCAGCUAUCGAGCGAAGCGUCAUCACUUGAAGGACCCCGCACACAAGGCCAAGACCACGCACCAGAGUGUUGACACCGCGGAUUUGGACGUGUCAGUCGAGGACCUUCCGAAGUGUGACGAGAUUAGCGCCACGCUCCUGUGCUCCCUGGAAAAGGAACUGAAAGGACAUUUCAUCUCAGAGAGCGUGGGGAUAGACGGUCUUUAUGUGGAUGUAGGAACACAAACAUACAACUUCGCCUCUGCUCCGUUCAGAACAGACGCAUCGCUUGCUGACGUCACUGCAGACAAACCUCGUGGUCUUUAUGUCCACGUGGAAGCCGAGUCUGUUACUAGAAGACAUAACAAAACAAGCUCAGCCUUCAGCUACAUGUGCGGCCACUUCUUUCGCCGAGAUGAAUACCGCUCUCACUUCAGGAAUGUGCACUCCGACAUACAGGCCUCUCUGAGCGGCUGGUUCCAACAGCGCUGCCCCUUGGCGUACCUCGGCUGCACUUUCACCCAGACGAGGUUUCACCCUGCAGGUCAACAGGCUACGAUCAAAUUCUGCCAACGUGUCAGCGCCUUUGUCCUCCAGCCAGAAGUGCCUUCAUCCCUCUGUGAGGGCCCUCAGAGAAAUGGCAAACCUAAUCUGGAUCCCCUGAGCAGCCUGCCCCUGGAGAUCCUUCAGCACAUUGCUAGGUACCUUGACAGUUUUACAUUAUCUCAGCUGUCCCAGGUCUCCCAUCUGAUGAGAGAGGUGUGCGCCACGUUGUUGCAGGAGAGAGGGAUGGUCUCACUCAAGUGGGAGAAGAAGACAUAUUCCCACGGGGGAAGCUCCUGGAAAUGUCGAAAGAAAGUUUGGGAGUUCAGCUCUCUGUUUUCCGCUGUGGACAGAUGGAGCUUCAGCAACACUCCCUCCAUGUCAGAUCACCUGAGAACGUGUUCCUUCUACACGAGACGGGAGCGCACCGAGCCCAUGGCUUUGGCCUGCCUGGGAGAGCUCAGAGACAAAUAUGCACAAGUAAAGCAUAAAAGAUAA
Messenger RNA from Chelmon rostratus (copperband butterflyfish), 2141 nucleotides. RefSeq names its product F-box only protein 40. Gene Ontology annotation, cellular component: cytoplasm. Bases 90 to 2141 code for a protein of 683 amino acids. The transcript has 4 exons. The record is from RefSeq and is a predicted model, not a curated record. Lineage: Eukaryota; Metazoa; Chordata; Actinopteri; Chaetodontiformes; Chaetodontidae. Gene Ontology annotation, molecular function: ubiquitin protein ligase activity; zinc ion binding; protein binding.